This is a messenger RNA of Suillus subalutaceus, 1680 nucleotides long. RefSeq names its product laccase. The transcript is spliced from 12 exons. Bases 1 to 1542 code for a protein of 513 amino acids. Gene Ontology annotation, molecular function: copper ion binding; oxidoreductase activity. The record is from RefSeq and is a predicted model, not a curated record. NCBI's taxonomy places the organism in Eukaryota, Fungi, Basidiomycota, Agaricomycetes, Boletales, Suillaceae.
AUGUUCCAACUCUAUGUAUUCUUGUGCUUUCUGGCAAGCCUCCAGAGCCACGCCGCGACUAUUGGUCCAGUUUCUGACCUCGUCGUUGCCAAUGGCAUUGUAUCCCCAGACGGGUUCACCAGGACGGCAGUUCUUGCCGGCGGUACUCAUCCCGGGCCCACGAUCAUGGCUCAGAAGGGGGAUACGUUCAAGAUUAACGUCACAAACCAACUAAGUAACGAGUCGAUGCUAACGAGCACCAGUAUCCACUGGCAUGGGCUAUUCCAACAUCAUAGUAACCAAAUGGAUGGCGUGGCAUUUGUUACGCAAUGUCCGAUCACUCCAGGAUACUCUUUUUUAUAUGAGUUCAAUGCUGGCGACCAAGUAGGAACCUACUGGUAUCACUCUCAUUAUGGAGUCCAAUACUGUGAUGGUCUACGAGGCCCGCUGAUCAUCUACGACCCCAACGACCCAUACAGUUCGUUGUACGAUAUUGAUGACGAGUCUAGCAUUAUCACAUUGAUGGACUGGUAUAACCUGCCGUCGCCUCUGGUACAGAGACAAGUGACUCCCGACUCGGUGCUUAUUAACGGCGUCGGGCGUUACGAUGGAGGGCCGGAUGUGCCUCUCGCCGUCAUCAAUGUUCAGCCACGAAAGCGAUAUCGUUUCCGCUUACUGAACAUGGCGUGCAAGUCCAACUACAUUUUCUCGAUCGAUGGCCAUAAUCUUACCAUAAUCGAGGUUGAUGGCCAAUACGUCGAGCCGCUCGUGGUAGACUUUAUUCAGAUCUAUGCUGCUCAACGAUACUCCUUCAUUCUUGAGACAAACCAGCCUAUCGACAACUAUUGGGUGCAUGCCAAUCCCGAUUCGGGUACAAAUGCCACAGCUAUUUUACGUUAUGCAGGCUCUCCCGAUGCAGACCCAAAGAACAUGACAAUCUCGGACUUGGCAGCUCUAAAUGAGACUAGCCUACACCCCCUAUCACCGCCUUCAUCUCGUUUACUACAGGAACCAGACGUCAAACUUGAUCUUAUUCUUGGGAAAAAUCUGUCCAAUUUCAACUUCCUCAUCAAUGGCGUCCAGUACAUUUCUCCUAGUAUUCCAGUCCUACUACAGUUACUGAGCGGUGAUAUGACGGCGGCGGAUCUUGCACCCAACGGCUCCGUAUACACUCUGCCACGGAAUAAGGUUAUCCAAGUUUCAUUCAACCCCGAUAAUUCUCCUGGGGGUCCUCAUCCAUUCCACCUGCAUGGGCACACCUUCGCUGUCAUCAGAAGUGCUGGAAGUAGCAGUUAUAACUAUGUCAACCCCGUCAUGCGUGACACCGUGGACACUGGCAACACUGGUGAUCGUGUGACUAUCCGCUUCAUCACCGAUAACCCUGGGCCUUGGAUGUUGCAUUGUCAUAUCGAUUGGCAUCUCUACGCCGGACUAGCCCUAGUAUUUGCAGAGGCUCCUGAAGAUGUAGCGGCUUCGCAGCCUAUCAAUAAUGCUUCGAAGCAGCUCUGUCCGAUAUACAAUAGCGUUCCUCAGCAAUAUUUCCCUCUCCCUCCCGUUGAUUGAUAUUUUGUAUUUUGGACUAUGCCUCUUUUUGUUCUAGAGAACACCAAGCAGGAAUUUUUUUGGCAAAUGCGAUUUGUACUAAUAGAUUCAUAAUAAAGGACACGGUAGAUAGUAAAUAUCCCCUAUUUGUAAUGUGGA